GAAAUUCAUAAAUCAAAAAAGAACAUAGAUUUCUGUGCUUGGAUCAGUCAUCGAUAAAGACUUGCCCAUAUCCCAUGAGUUUACCCAGCGGAUCGGCAAUUAUUAGAAUUUGUGAGAACCAGUGGAUAAGGAAUUAUCGGUGCAAGUAUUUCUCAUCUUCCUUCCCACCCUCCUUCCACGAGUUUCUCAUCCUCGUAGAAGUUCAAGAGAAAAAAUGGCGAUGAUCCCGGCUGCCUUCGUCUCUAAAUUAUGUUGGUUGCUGUUUACCCAUGCAAACAAAGAGGCCGCCAAGAUCUUGGGUGUGCUCGACGAAAUCAAGAAGCUUCAUAGGAGGCUGGAGAGGAUCCAGGACGUUCUCGUUGAUGCAGAGAAUAAACGCUUCGAGAACCAGCCUAUCAACCAUUGGCUGAACGAGCUAAAAGAUCUCAUGUACGAUGCGGACGACAUCAUUGAUGAAUGCCGGAUUGAGGGCGAGAAGCUUCUCGGCUCAAACUCAUCCUCAUCUCGUUCUGUUGAGUCGGUACGUUGCUGCUACCCUCCUGUUGCUUGCUUACACAAAGUUAGAUUCCGUCAUGAGAUUGGCAAUAGAAUUAGAGAUCUCAACCUUAAGCUUGAAGAACUUGCCAAGGACAAAGCUGACCUCCAUCUUGCACCUGCUCCUCGUGAUCACUACUAUAAAACGAGAAUUAGCAACAAAACAUCUUCUCUACUUGUUCAACAUGAUAUUGUGGGAGAGAAAAUUGAGGAUGAUACAAGGACGUUGGUGGACUUGUUGAUAGGGGAAGAUAAGAGAAAAAUCAGUGUCUUUGCCAUUGUUGGCAUGGGCGGGAUAGGCAAAACUACUCUUGCUCAGAAGAUUUACGGUGAUGAGAAGCUUCGGGACAACUUCCACCAAAUGCCACGAAUUUGGUUGUGUGUGACCCAAGAUUUCUCCGAGUCCGAUUUGCUGAGAUCUAUCAUCAAACAAGCUGGAGGUGAUCCUGGAGAGGAUAAGGAAAAGGAAUUGCUUGAACCCAUGCUCAGCCAAGUCAUCACGAAUAGGAAGUUCUUCUUAAUCUUGGAUGAUGUUUGGGAUGCUCGAGUAUGGAAUGAACUAUUGAGAAAGCCCUUGCAGAGUGGUUUGGUAGAAAGCAGAAUUUUGAUAACAACUAGAAAUAGAGAGAUUGCCAAACAGAUGGAUGCAAUAUACAUUCAUAUGGUGGAGAAGUUGUCUCGAAGAGAUGGUUGGUCAUUAAUUUGCAAUAUGGUGUUUAAGGAAGGGAACGAACAAGAUAUGCAUGACUUAAGCGAUACAGGGAUGAAAAUUGUAGACAAAUGCGAUGGCCUUCCACUUGCUCUUAGGACUAUUGGAGGGGUUCUUCGAACCAAGGCGAAAAGGCAAUCGGAGUGGGUACAGGUCCUUUCUAACCCAGCAUGGACUUCUACGAACCUUCCAGAUGGGGUGAUGGGUGCUUUAUACUUGAGCUAUCAAGAUUUACCCCCUCCUCUCAAGCAGUGCUUCACUUGCCUUUCAUUAUUUCCCGAGAACUCCGUAAUUCAUGACGGUGUUUUUGUCAAUACUUGUAUUGCAGAGGGCUUUGUAACAUCCAAGGACAAUACGUGCUUGGAAGAUGUGGUGGAAGGGUAUUGGAAGGAGUUGAUGCAGAGGAACCUUCUACAGCCAGAUCCUGCAUAUUAUGAUGAAUUAGCAUGUAGGAUGCAUGACCUCCUGAGAUCUCUAGCUCAGCAUAUAGCACGGGAUGAGUGCUUCGUCGGAGAUGCACAAGCGUUUGAAAGAAAGAUCGAGGCGUCAUCAUCAUCAUCGACAAAACUACGCCAUUUAUCAAUUGUAGAUGAAAAAUUAGAAACCAUACCUGACUUGAUAAUGGACCAGAUAUCCUUGAGGACCCUGUCAUUCUUCCGUUCCCCACUUCUCAACAUUCUUCCCAAAGAUCUCUUUAGAAGGCUGAGACGUUUAAGGGUCCUAAACUUAAGUGAAACAAACAUUCACAACCUACCAACUUCCUUGGGAGAUCUUGCGCACCUGAGACGUCUUGAUCUCCGUGCGACUCCAAUAAGAGAGAUCCCAGAGAGUAUAGGGAAUCUUAGCAAUCUCCAAUUCCUGAUACUCCGGAAUUGCAAUUAUUUGCACAGCCUCCCUGGCAGUGUCCUCAGGUUAAUCAAUCUAAUGGUUCUGGACAUCUUGGGGACACAACUUGAUCGAUUACCAAUGGGAAUAGGGAGACUGCAACGAUUAAAUACAAUUUUGGGAUUUGUGGUGAAUGGUAGCGAGGGCUGCAGAUUCGGAGUAGGAGGAGAUGACAGGAAGCAAGAGCACAAAGGACGUCAACACGGUUGUUUUUGCACCUUGGAAGAGUUGAAAUCCCUCUCCCACCUCUACCAUCUUGGCAUAUACAACUUGGGAAGGGUAUCAAAUAGGACUGAAGCAAGAGCCGCUGCACUUCAAACCAAGCCCCAUCUCGCAGAUCUAUCUCUGAAUUGGACCCUACCAAACAGUCCUGAUGAUGUACAGCGGCCUCGUGCAAAUGAUUACGAGGAGGAAGAAAUCAAGAGAACAGGGGAGGUCAUCGAGGAGCUCUGCCCACCACCAUGCGUUGAACUUCUUGAAAUCCAUGGCUACUUCGGCCGUGAUUUUCCCGGCUGGAUGAUGACGCCCUCCCCAUCAUUGCUCCGCAACCUACGAAGGCUGGAUCUGAAGAAUUGUAUUCUAUGUCAGCAACUUCCGCCCUUGGGAAUGCUACCACAACUAGAUUACCUCUGGAUUAAAGGUGCUUCUGCAGUCAUGAGCAUCGGGCGUGAAUUCUUGUUGCUGGACUCUUGCUUCUCCUCCUCCUUUCCUAAACUAGAGACACUUGCGUUCGUAGACAUGCCUAAUUGGGAAGAAUGGUGGUGGCGGUGGGAGGAGGAGGACAACCUAACAACAUCGUUGCUACCUUCUCUCAAGAUAUUGACCAUUGGUGAAUGUCCGAAAUUGAGGUCUCUUCCGGAGAGCCUCCUUUGUCUUGCCACUGCCCUGAAGAGACUAAACAUUAAAGGUGCUCAUAGCCUGAGAGAAAUACAGAAUCUCCACUCUCUUACAGAAUUGCUCCUGAUGGACAACUCCAGUUUGGAGAGAGUGUCGAACUUUUCGGCACUAAAAGACCUAUCGAUUCGUAAUUGCGAGGAGUUGAAGGCUGUGGAGGGUGUGGAUGCCAUAGAGCACAUAGAGCUCGAUGAUCGAGAAGCUGAAAACUCUCUUCCGGAGUGGUUAGUAGGUGCUGGGGAAGAACGACCGCGUUUCCCUUCGCUCCGCAAGUUGAUUCUCAAAAACAAAAUAUAUCAUGCCACCGCCCUCGAGGGAUUACAAAUUAGUACGACCUACAGCCUGAACCAUCAGAGAUUGUGGAGAGAAGAAGAUUAUGGUUUCGCAAUGCAACCUUUCUGCUCGAAUGCAUCGUGCCCAAAACCCAGCCCACCAAAGCCC
Molecule: messenger RNA, 3463 nt
Organism: Elaeis guineensis (African oil palm)
Lineage: Eukaryota; Viridiplantae; Streptophyta; Magnoliopsida; Arecales; Arecaceae
Product: putative disease resistance protein RGA3
Molecular function (GO): ADP binding
Source: RefSeq, a predicted model, not a curated record